Messenger RNA from Caenorhabditis bovis, 1221 nucleotides. Lineage: Eukaryota; Metazoa; Nematoda; Chromadorea; Rhabditida; Rhabditidae. The record is from the annotation of a GenBank genome assembly.
AUGAGCCAGACGGCGGCGGGCGGCUACUUUCAAAACGUCGACACCAUGGACGAGUAUUCGUGCCAGGAGUCGGCAAUGAAGAACGCCGACGGAAUGGGAACGCUGUCGAAACAAUUUCAGCCGAAAAAAUUCAAAGAUGGCAACAAAUUGUGGAAUAAGGAGAUUGAGCAGGGCCAAUCCUACUCGUACACGCCGUUCCGAUCGACGACAUUGAGCAAGAGUCAGACGACGCCGAAACCGACGAGAGAUUCGGUGCACACCGGCACGCUGCGACCGCCGAAAGCGAAUCCGUUCGUCUACGAUCCGCCGUCGGCGCCGUCGACGCCAAAAAUGACGCGAGCGCGUCCCGGCAGCAGCGCGGCGACACUGACAAGAGAGCAGAAGCUCACGUGGGGUCGCGCGCCGCCUCCACAACACCAGCACCACCAUCAACACUUUAGAUCGGUGUCGGCGAUGAGCCAUGGUCGAACACUGCCGAGACCCAGCGAGUUCUCGCCGAUGCCACCGCAACGACAUCCAUCGAUCGCGACGCUGCCGCGCGGCGAGCCCAUCGACGCCUACUGCAUUCCGCCGCCGCCGCUUCACAUGAUCUCAAGACCGCCGUCGUCGAUGGCGGCGCCGGCGACGCCGUUGGCCUCAAAUCUACCCGUCUUCGUGCCGCCGUCGCCGAAAGCGGUCGCUCGCCAACUCUCGCUGACGCCGACCGACGUGAAUUGGAAUCGCGUCAGCCUCAUUUGUUGUAUGCAGGUGAUCUGCUGCAUCACGAUGUUCGGCGUCGGCGUCGCGCGCGUCCUCUCCGGCGCCCUCUGGGCCAUCGGCGUCGAGAACGUGUUCGCGACGGGCGCGCUGAUCCCGGCGCUCGCCGGCAUCUACGCCGUCAAAACCGGCAACUACUCGGCGGCGAUGUUCGCCUUCCUCGCGAAUGCAUUGCAAAUGAUGCUCGCGUUGGCGCCAUUUUUAAUUGGCAUGUUUCCAUUGGUCCCGCAUUUGUUCCCAAAAGUUCACGAGAGCUGGCUCGUCUCGCCGACGGAGCCGAUCCAUCUCGAUCUGAUUCUCAGCUUCCUUGUCGCGCUGCAAACGCUGCUCGCGUUCCAUUUGGCGAUCAUGGGAUGCAAGGCGAUCGGCUCGGCGAUGAGCACAAUCGAUGAGCUCAAACUUCAGAGUAGCAUGCGCGCGGCGUUUGAGGACGCCGAUGGGAUUCCAUAUAAGAGUGUCGCAUAA